AUGACUGAUAAUUUGGCGCUUUGCUCGCAAAGUCUUUUUAUCACGACAUUUGAUGUCACUCGCUCUAGUUAUCAGGGUCCACAGAUGACUUUCAUCCACGAGAUGCCGAUUGGUUCAAUGUUGGCUUGGAACAGGAUCUAUGAAUCUAUGAACUCAUAUUACUAA
Molecule: messenger RNA, 165 nt
Organism: Penicillium salamii
Lineage: Eukaryota; Fungi; Ascomycota; Eurotiomycetes; Eurotiales; Aspergillaceae
Source: the annotation of a GenBank genome assembly